AUAUAUAUAUAUAUACAUCAAUCUUCAGAAAAGGGUUCGGGGUUGAUAUUAAAUAAAAGAACUAUCAUGUCAAGUCUAGGAUUUCUCUCAGGCUUCUUGGUUGUCGUUGCUUCCCUUCUCUUCCCAGUGAACUCUCAUGAAGAUAAUUCAAAGCAGACCCAAAAACAUGCAGCUAUGUUUGUUUUUGGUGAUUCACUCUACGAUCCAGGCAACAAUAAUUUUAUUAAUGUAGACAUUCAUUUUAAGGCAAAUCGUUGGCCGUAUGGAGAGGCCUACUUCAAGUUUCCAACUGGGAGAUUUUGUGAUGGUCGCAUAAUUCCUGACUUCAUUGCCAUUAAGGCAAACUUACCGUUGUGGACACCUUAUCUGGCACCUGGUAAGCAUCAGUUCACUAAUGGUGCAAAUUUUGCAUCUGCUGCGUCUGGAGUUCUUUCUGAAACUAAUCCUGGAACGAUUAGCCUGGGAAUGCAGGUAAAUUACUUCAAAAAUGUGACCAGCCAGUUGAGGCAAGAGCUAGGCCAAGAAAAGGCAAAGAAGUUGUUCAUGGAAGCAGUCUACUUAUAUAGCACUGGAGGAAAUGACUAUCAAUGCUUUUAUGAAAACAAAACAAGAUAUCUAGCACCAGAUCCAGAAAAAUACGCUCAACUAGUGAUUGGAAAUUUAACAAAUAUGAUCAGGGAAAUUUAUGAAAUGGGAGGAAGGAAGUUUGCUUUCCAAAACAUAGGACCCAUGGGUUGCCUACCAUUAUUUAAGGGACACUAUGGACUCCCUAUGAAUGAAUGUCUUGAAGAACUCUCAGGGUUGGCUACAUUACAUAAUAAUGCUUUCCUUAAAGCAAUUAAAGAGUUAGAGAGCAAGUUACGAGGAUUCAAAUAUUCAGUUUUUGAUUUCUACAAUUCAUUGCUCAACGUUACAAAAGACCCUUCAAAAUACGGUUUCCUGUUUGCAGAUGUUGCUUGUUGUGGUUAUGGGAAAUACAAUGGAGAGAAUUGUGGAAUAGCACCCUAUAACUUGUGUAGAAAUGCAAGUGAAUAUGUUUACUUUGAUGGCGCCCAUCCUACAGAACGUGCCAAUCCACAUUUUGCAGAGCUCUUUUGGAGUGGCGAACCACCAAUCACAGCACCUCAUAACCUUAAAAAACUAUUUAAGCUCACUUCUGAUUUCUCGUCUGAAAAAUAUGAACUAUUCAAUGAUGAAUGAAUAAACUUUGAUCCGAGACAACUGGUCGCCUAUUUGGUCCAUGAAGGCUUUUUUUUUUCCCCUUAUAAUUAAUAAAAUAAAAAAAAUUACAAUUAAAGAAAACAAAAUUUCAAGAUAAA
Ricinus communis (castor bean) is the source of this 1319-nucleotide messenger RNA. Its product is annotated as GDSL lipase. The record is from RefSeq and is a predicted model, not a curated record. NCBI's taxonomy places the organism in Eukaryota, Viridiplantae, Streptophyta, Magnoliopsida, Malpighiales, Euphorbiaceae. Gene Ontology annotation, molecular function: hydrolase activity, acting on ester bonds. The transcript has 5 exons. The coding region runs from base 67 to 1200 and encodes 377 amino acids.